AUGACGCGGUUGGUUGCUGCGCCACUGGACCUCCUCAAGAUCCGCUUUCAGGUGCAACCUGCGCCUAUUACCAGCGGCCUUAUCGAAGCCAAAUACGUUGGUUUGCUCCAGGCUGUGCGCAGUAUCUACGCUGAAGAAGGACUACGCAGCUUCUGGCGAGGAAACCUUGCGGCCUCGGGGCUCUGGGUGGGCUACUCGGCGCUGCAGUUUGCCAGCUACCGCGAGUUGACCCGUUGCUGGGAACGGAGUGGAAACAACACCGAUCUUAACGUCCCAGCGUCCGUAAUCGCUGCUGUCAAUGGUGCAGCUGCAGGUGUCACUGCGACAGUCGUGACAUACCCGCUGGACCUCUUCCGAACGGCAUUUGCAAGCCAGGGAAUGCCCAAACGGUUCCCGACAAUGCGCAGCUUGGUGCUUCACACGUGGACAACACAGGGAAUCCGUGGCUUUUAUAGUGGACUAGGCGCUACCGUCUUCCAGAUCGCACCAUACAUGGGACUGAGCUUUAGUAUCUAUUCGGCGUUGAGUGAUUUGUCGGAGAAGCAUCGCAACAAGCAAGAGGAUAGAGAAGCCAACGCGUGGAUGCCAGUGACGACAGCGUUGUCGUAUGUUGGAAGUGGUGCUGUGGCUGGAUUAGUGUCCAAGCUGGCGGUGUAUCCAUUGGAUACAGUCAAGAAGCGCAUGCAGAUGCGUCACGUGCCGCGUUGCGCAACGUACGGAGUCAUCCCAAUGUACUCGUCGAGUUGGUCGUGCUUCUUCGACGUACUGAGACGUGAAGGUGUUUGUGGGCUGUAUAAAGGCACUGUGCCUAGUCUACUCAAGUCCGUUGUCGCAGCCAGCACAACGUUCGCGACGUAUGAAUUCACACUUGAGGUUCUGAGGCAUGUAUCCUUUCGCGAAGAUCGUGACGAAUGGAAUGACUUGAAGAAUUUUGAUAAAGACUGA
Messenger RNA from Phytophthora nicotianae INRA-310, 945 nucleotides. RefSeq lists its product as hypothetical. Gene Ontology annotation, biological process: thiamine pyrophosphate transmembrane transport. Lineage: Eukaryota; Oomycota; Peronosporomycetes; Peronosporales; Peronosporaceae. Gene Ontology annotation, cellular component: mitochondrial inner membrane. Gene Ontology annotation, molecular function: thiamine transmembrane transporter activity. The record is from RefSeq and is a predicted model, not a curated record. Bases 1 to 945 code for a protein of 314 amino acids. The transcript has a single exon.